AGAAAAAGAACCGGAAGUUGCACGCCAUUGAAAUUUUAUUUGACCAGCUUUUCUCACAGGCUAAAAAACAGAUCAAACAUUGCGCAUUACAGCUGUAGUGUACUUGUCGUUGAAGUUACGAGAUGAAACACAACUCGAACGUCCCGGCUUUCCUCACCAAGCUUUGGACGCUGGUCGAGGAUGCAGACACCAACGAAUUUAUUUGCUGGAGUCAGGAGGGCAACAGCUUCCUAGUAUUGGACGAGCAGCGCUUUGCCAAGGAGAUACUCCCCAAGUUCUUCAAGCACAACAACAUGGCCAGUUUCAUCAGGCAGCUCAAUAUGUAUGGAUUCCGUAAAGUGAUGCACAUUGACACCGGUAUUGUGAAACAGGAGAGGGACGGUCCAGUAGAGUUUCAGCACCCCUACUUCAAACAUGGACAGGACGACCUGCUGGAGAAUAUCAAGAGGAAGGUUUCUAAUGCUCGGCCAGAGGACAAUAAGAUUCGACAGGAAGACCUGACUAAGAUCUUGGCAAGUGUCCAGAGUGUUCACAGCAAGCAGGAGAACAUUGAUGCCAGGCUGGCAACACUCAAGAGGGAGAAUGAAGACCUGUGGAGGGAGAUCUCUGAUCUGAGACAGAAACAUGCCCACCAACAGCAGCUCAUCAAAAAGCUGAUACAUUUCAUCAUCACGUUGGUACAGAACAACCACAUCCUGAAUUUAAAACGCAAAAGGCCAAUUCUUAUGAACAGCAAUGGAAAGAAGCCCAAAUACAUCCAUCAGAUCUAUGAUGACAAAGUGUGUGUGGAACAGUCGUCUGUCAACAGUCUGAAUAGCGUUACGGGCUCUGAGACGUCAGAUGACGUUAUCAUCUGUGACUUGACUGAGAAUGAUGCAGAGGCGACUGCUGAGAUCAUAGAGGGAUCACCCAGAGCCUACGAGCAAGGAUACUAUUCCCCUGCAGCUGGCCCAAGUCCCAAAAAAACACGUUGCAGCGAGGCAGAAUGCUUGAACCGUGAUUGUUCGGCUGGUUAGCUGUAGGUGCUAAUCCGUGUCGCCU
Micropterus dolomieu (smallmouth bass) is the source of this 1041-nucleotide messenger RNA. RefSeq names its product heat shock transcription factor 2 (gene hsf2). The transcript has 9 exons. Gene Ontology annotation, biological process: regulation of DNA-templated transcription. NCBI's taxonomy places the organism in Eukaryota, Metazoa, Chordata, Actinopteri, Centrarchiformes, Centrarchidae. Bases 123 to 1016 code for a protein of 297 amino acids. Gene Ontology annotation, molecular function: DNA-binding transcription factor activity; sequence-specific DNA binding. The record is from RefSeq and is a predicted model, not a curated record.